AAAAAUAUUAUUAAUGGAGGUCCGUGUCAACAAAAACACCAAAAAACUCUGCUUAAGUCAAUUAUCAAAACCUCAUUUUAACCUAUCCAAGAGUCUUCAGAGAGAAAUCUUGGCCAAGCUAGCUCCAGAUAAAAAUAAGCGCUUUCAAGUGUCGAACAAAAUGGCUCCCCAGUUCAUGCAGAAGUAUAGUUUAGCUCAACUCCCUUCAAGAACAAUUUGUAGAGAAGAAAUAAACGAUGAUAUUAAGGAUAUGAUAAACCAUAAUUCAGAGAGCCAGAAACCUAAAAGGAGCUUUCUGCCAAAAAGAACUCACAAAGUGUUGGCCAGCCACACCCACUGGCCAUUGGUAGAGGCUAAUGAAGCUGCCAUGCCUGAUCGUAAAAAUGAUUUAAAAACACCUGAAUUUCCUAUCCUCUCAGACCAAAUCCAAUCACGAAGAAACUUCAACAGUAGAAAAGGUAUCAGAAAGAUUGGAACGAUAGCUGAAGAAAAUCUUUCGAAUAUCCUGAGUGUGAAUUAUGAAUAUAGCACACCAGACAAGUACAUGUCACCAAAGUUUGGAAGUCCUUCCAACCAUAAUCUGAUGGACUCUCAGACUUCAGACAAUAAUAACAUGCUUCAUAUUCACUUGCAAAAUGAAAUUGAUGGAAAUAACCACGAGGUCUCGUUUGAUGGAAAAGAUAUACCACCUGCAGAGCUUGAAGAGAAUGCCCUUCAAAAUGAAAGCUCUAAUACUGAUCGAAUCAAAGGCAUCAUUGAGUUUAGAAAGAAGGAAAAAUCCUCUGAAAAACGGAAAAGAUUCUCCAGAGAACUAACUUCUACAACUUCUAAUAUUGCUUCGUUAAAUAUAACCCAAUUGAAACGAACAGGAGGGACUAAUAUUCUUCACUCGUUUCGAAAUCCUGGUCUGCCGUUUAAAAAGUUUCGGAUCAGAAAAUCCAAUAUCACAAAUAUUGAUCACAAUGACCCUGAAAUUGACAACAUUCUUAAUUCAAAUUCAAGCAAUACUCGGUUUCCCCAGCUCGAUAAAUACAAAGAGGUUGUACGGAAAUGCCUCGCAGAUCCAGACUAUCUUCUAUCAAAAGAGUACCUCCAGAAUGAGCUUCACGAGAAACCGAUCCCAAGUGUUCACAAGAGUCAAUCCACUGGAAAAAUCGAGCCUAAAUAGCUCAUAUUUUGAGAAACAAGAGUGGAGAGAGCAGAUUAGAAACCUCAACUGUAUCACAUCUCUCAAUAUGACUAAAAAGGUGGCGAAAAAGAUCGUACAGAAAUAGAAGAGCUCUUUCCAUUGAAAAUCCCAAGUCUCGAGUAAACAAGAAUUUAGAAAAAGAAGCUGCUAGCCCUCCUUCAUUAAGGCCUAAGUAUAAGAAAAAGGCUGUCAAAAAUGUGCUCAUGAAGCAACCCCAGCCUAGUGAGAGAGCAACUAGAAAGGUAGCCAAGACACUAAAGAUAGACUCUAAGAACUCCUCAGGCGCUUGUCUUUAUAAAGAUAAGCUGAAAAAUAAGUAAAU
Messenger RNA from Moneuplotes crassus, 1511 nucleotides. The record is from the annotation of a GenBank genome assembly. NCBI's taxonomy places the organism in Eukaryota, Ciliophora, Spirotrichea, Euplotida, Euplotidae.